Molecule: messenger RNA, 547 nt
Organism: Empidonax traillii (willow flycatcher)
Lineage: Eukaryota; Metazoa; Chordata; Aves; Passeriformes; Tyrannidae
Gene: ARHGAP10
Product: Rho GTPase activating protein 10
Exons: 5
Cellular component (GO): cytoplasm
Molecular function (GO): protein binding; GTPase activator activity
Source: RefSeq, a predicted model, not a curated record
AGCAGCAGCAACAGCAGCAGCAACAGCAGCCAUGGGGCUGCAGCCCCUGGAGUUCAGCGACUGCUACCUGGACAGCCCCUGGUUCAGGGAGCGGGUGAGAGCCCACGAGGCAGAGCUGGAGAAGACCAAUAAGUUUAUCAAGGAGUUGCUGAAGGAUGGGAAGAACCUGAUCGCCGCGACCAAGAACCUUUCAGCAGCCCAGAGAAAAUUUGCCCAUUCUCUGAGAGACUUUAAAUUUGAAUUCAUUGGUGAUGCAGAGACCGAUGAUGAAAGAUACAUAGAUGCAUCUCUUCACGAGUUUUCAAACUUUUUAAAAAAUCUUGAAGAACAAAGAGAAAUUUUGGAGGAAAAGAAGAAGUUUGAUAAAGAGACAGAGAAGAACUACAGUUUAUUAGAAAAACAUUUGAAUUUGUCGGCUAAGAAGAAAGAGCUACAAUUGCAAGAGGAGGAAAAGAAGAAGUUUGAUAAAGAGACAGAGAAGAACUACAGUUUAUUAGAAAAACAUUUGAAUUUGUCAGCUAAGAAGAAAGAGCUACAAUUACAAGAG